UCUCAUUGGCAAUUAUACCACAUCUCCUUACAUUUUACUGGAAAAACAAAUUCAUAUCGUCUGAAAUCGGUGUUUACACUUUGAAUUCAGAGUAACCCAUGCACUUGGAAAAGUGUUAAGGCAAGAGAUGAACUAGAUAACUUCAUUUUAAAUGCGUUACAUUUCAGAAAAUUUAAAGCUUAUUUUGAUUUUGGAUUCCUUUUUAGCACACUUGGCCACAAUCAUCCUAGGGGUAUCUGGUUUAAAAAAUGUGUCCGGUAAUCCAGUAUGCCAACCAAUAUGGCUAGGAAGGCUAAAAAUAGUACAUAGGGGUCAAGAAAAAAAAAUUGUGAAUGCCGCCCAUAGUUAUGAACUCGGCUAAUUUAUCCGAUGAGGUGUCCAAGCUUCUGGACUUUAGCCAGAAGCUGGAUAUCAACCUCCUGGACAAUGUGGUUUCCUUAAUGUACACUGGCAAUGGCACUCAGCAAAAAAUGGCUCAACAAGUUUUGACAGCAUUAAAAGAACACCCUGAUGCAUGGACCAGAGUGGAUACAAUUUUAGAAUAUUCUAGUAAUCAACAGACUAAAUAUUACGCACUACAAAUCUUAGAGAAUGUUAUUAAAACACGAUGGAAGGUUCUUCCCAGAGCCCAGUGUGAAGGAAUAAAGAAAUAUAUUGUUGGUCUCAUCAUAAAAACAUCAUCAGAUAGUGCCUCACUAGAGAAGGAAAAGGUUUACUUAGGCAAACUUAAUAUGAUUCUUGUCCAAAUAUUAAAAUAUGAGUGGCCAAGAAAUUGGCCUUCUUUUAUCAGUGAUAUUGUUGGUGCUAGUAAAACGAAUGAAUCACUUUGUCAGAAUAAUCUUACUAUCAUGAAAUUGUUAAGUGAAGAAGUAUUUGACUUCAGUAGUGGUCAGAUGACACAAGCUAAGGCAAAACAUUUAAAAGACAGUAUGUGCAGUGAAUUUUCAUCAGUUUUUCAGCUGUGUCAGUUUGUUAUGGAAAAUUCCCAGAAUGCUCCAUUAGUAGGAUCAACAUUAGAAACAUUACUAAGAUUUCUUAAUUGGAUUCCCUUAGGUUAUAUUUUUGAAACAAAAUUGAUAACAACUCUAAUUUAUAAGUUCUUGUCUGUGCCAAUGUUUAGAAAUGUAACUUUAAAAUGUCUCACAGAAAUAGCUGCUGUACAAGUAUCGCAAUAUGAUGAACAGUUUAUCCAGUUAUUUACUCUUGCCAUGACACAACUCAAACAGGUUUUGCCUUUACAAACAAAUUUGAAAGAUGCCUACCAAAAGGGAACAGAUGAUGAACAGAAGUUUAUACAAAAUCUUAGUCUUUUCUUGUGUACUUUUUUAAAAGAACAUGGCAUGUUAAUAGAGAGAAAAACAGAAUUACAUGAAGAAUUAUUAGAGGCAUUACAUUAUCUCAUCCUCAUUUCUGAAGUAAAGGAUGUCGAAAUCUUCAAAAUAGUUUUAGAGUAUUGGAAUACGUUAGCUUCAGAUUUAUAUAGGGAAAGUCCAUUCACAACAUCUACAUCCCCAUUGCUAAUUGGAAAGUCUCAUCAUAAUGAAAUGCCAGCUAGAAGGCAGUUGUAUAAUCAAGUACUAUCCAGGGUAAGGAGAGUUAUGAUAUCUAGGAUGGCAAAACCUGAAGAAGUAUUGGUUGUGGAAACAGACCAAGGAGAGGUUGUCAGAGAAUUUUUAAAAGACACAGACUCUAUUAACUUAUAUAAAAAUAUGAGGGAAACAUUAGUAUAUUUGACUCAUCUUGACUACGCAGACACAGAAUCAAUAAUGACAGAAAAAUUACAUAAUCAGGUCAAUGGUACAGAAUGGUCAUGGCAAAACUUGAACACAUUAUGUUGGGCAAUAGGCUCAAUAAGUGGGGCUAUGCACGAAGAUGACGAAAAAAGAUUCUUAGUUACAGUUAUAAAGGACUUGUUAGGGUUGUGUGAACAAAAAAGAGGAAAAGACAAUAAGGCAAUAAUAGCUAGUAAUAUUAUGUAUGUGGUGGGACAGUAUCCAAGAUUCCUUCGUGCUCAUUGGAAAUUCCUGAAAACAGUAGUUAACAAAUUGUUUGAAUUCAUGCAUGAGACGCAUGAUGGUGUGCAGGAUAUGGCUUGUGAUACAUUCAUCAAAAUAGCACAAAAAUGUAGACGACAUUUUGUACAGGUCCAGGUUGGAGAAGUGAUGCCAUUCAUUGAGGAAAUAUUAAAUGGAAUUAAUACAAUUAUUUGCGAUCUUCAGCCACAACAAGUGCAUACAUUCUAUGAGGCAGUAGGUAUGAUGAUAAGUGCACAGACUGAUCAAGUAGCUCAAGAACACUUGAUAGAACGUUAUAUGUUGUUACCUAACCAAGUGUGGGAUGGUAUCAUUAACCAAGCAACACACAAUGUGGAAGUACUGAAAGAUCCUGAUGCAGUAAAACAGCUAGGAAAUAUCUUAAAGACAAAUGUCCGAGCUUGUAAAGCUUUAGGACAUCCAUAUGUUGCACAACUUGGAAGAGUCUAUUUAGAUAUGCUGAAUGUUUACAAAGUAAUGAGUGAGAACAUUAGUAGUGCAAUAGCCAGCAAUGGGGAAAGUGUAACCAAACAACCUCUCAUUAGAAGUAUGAGAACAGUAAAGAAAGAAGCAUUAAAAUUGAUCUCCGGAUGGGUUAGCAGAUCAAAUGAUCCUCAAAUGGUUGCAGUUAAUUUCAUCCCACCAUUACUAGAUGCUGUAUUGUUAGAUUACCAGAGAAAUGUUCCAGCAGCUAGAGAGCCAGAAGUCCUCAGUACAAUGGCCUCAAUUGUUAACAGAUUAGAGGGUAACAUAACUAAUGAUAUUCCUCAGAUAUUUGAUGCAGUAUUUGAAUGUACAUUAGAAAUGAUCAACAAAGAUUUUGAAGAGUUUCCAGAACACAGAACAAAUUUCUUUCUGUUGUUACAGGCAGUCAAUACACAUUGUUUCCAAGCCUUCCUAAAUAUUCCACCAGCACAAUUCAAAUUAGUGUUAGACUCUAUAAUAUGGGCAUUCAAACAUACAAUGAGGAAUGUAGCAGAUACAGGGCUUGACAUUCUCUAUCAGUUAUUACAAAAUGUGGCACAAAAGGAAGAGGCAGCUCAGAGUUUUUAUCAAACUUACUUCAAAGACAUUUUACAACAUGUUUUCUCUGUUGUAACUGAUAGUUCUCACACAGCAGGAUUAACCACACAGGCUACAAUAUUGGCAUAUAUGUUUUGUUUGGUUGAAAAUGGUAAAAUUACUGUGGCUUUGGCAGGCAGUGGUGACAAUUCACAGAAUGGUCAGCAUAUUAUGCAGUUCCUAUUAGAAUUACUCAAGCAUGCCUUUCCACAUCUAAAUGAGCCACAAAUCAAAGUGUUUAUUGAAGGACUGUUUAGUUUUGACCAAGAUAUUCCUUCUUUCAAGGAACAUCUGCGAGAUUUCUUGGUUCAGAUCAGGGAAUAUGCAGGUGAAGACAAUGCUGAUCUGUUUUUGGAAGAACGAGAAACGGCAAUCAAAAGUGCACAAGAAGAAAAACGUAAACAGCAGCUAGCUGUUCCUGGUAUCAUUGGACCACAUGAAAUCCCAGAAGAAAUGCAAGAUUGACAUUUUAUUGAUUAUUUCACCCCAUGAAAUAAUAUUUUACAUAAACAUUUACCUUUGAAACCUUCAAAUAUCCUCUUUCAACUUGUAUGCAUGCCACAUAUACAUACACUUUGAAACUAACUGUUUGAUUUACUUAUUAUAUUAUAACUUUUUACUUGAGUACACAUAUUUCUUUCUGCCCUUUUUUAUCAAGAGGUAAAUUAUUUUAUUAAUUGAGAUAUAUCAUGUUUAUCUCCUGUUGAUUUUUUUUUUGAAAGACUUCGUUCCUUUCAAAUACAUAAUAAUACUUCAUAAUGAAGUUCUAUUAUCAUUGUUCAUUUUUGUUGGUGCCAUUUUUGUGAUAUGAAAAUAUCUGUACAUCAUGGUAGUAUAUUUCCAUUUGUUUAUAUUCUAAAACAUCAGAUGUUUCAGUGCUUUCAUUGUGUAUUUAAUGGCAUGUACAUUAUAUUGUGUAAAUUUGUAAAUACAUAAAACAAGAAGUAUAUGUAUAUAAGUGUUCUUUCUACAUGUAAGGUCUGAACUGGCAAUGCCUGUGUCUCAUAAAACAUGUCACUGAUUAUCAUGCCUUCUGUAGAUGUCAUAUCAUUAGAUAAAACACUCAAAACACAUUUCAAACUGCAUGACCCAUGCAUUGUCAUUUCAAUUUGUAUUUAACCUUAUUUGAUGUUGCAGAAAUCUUGAUAUGGAAAAUUUGUCCAUUAUAAACAACUGCCAAAUUUUUAAAGUUCAUUCAAUAGUUUCUUAAAUAUCUUAAAAGAAAUUUCAUGAUAAAGUUGUUAUCAAUGGUCUGUAUUAACUAGUUAGCUAAAUAAUUAGAUAUUUGAUGAAAAUAAAUCGUUUUAAAAUAUAUUAAAUAAGCUUGAAAAAAAUCUUUACAGAUAGAAAGCUUAUUUAUCUGUCAGAUUAUAGAUUAGGUGUCAGAUUAUUAUAUGAUAAUGUACAAUUGUGUAAUCCUGUAUCAAAUGUGUGACCUUUUCCUAUGGAAAAGUCAAAGUUUUCAUAAUGUCUGAAUUCAGGUUGUAUGUGACAGUAUAAAAUUAACUUCCAUUUCAAUAUAUUUAGUCUGUAUUGUUUUCAUGCAAUUCCUAUGUUAUGCUGAAAUAAUAUUUUAUAAACAAGUUGUUCUUCAUUUAAUUUUUGGAAUCAAUGUAUCAAAAAAAAUCUUCCUUGCUAAAUGAGUAUGUUUAUGAAAUGCUUUAAACAUUUGGUAAAUAGCUGUUAAAGCAUUCAUUUUAUAAGUAUUUAAAAUGCAAUGUUUACAAAGAUUUGAACUUAUAUAUCUGUUUUGGAGGGGUUAUUUGCUUACUCAUACAUUUUGGUCUUGUUUGAAUUAUUUAGCAGAAAUCAUGUACAGUAUAAAUGUUCAAGAGUGAAAAAUCCUAGAUAAUAUUGUAUGAUGAUGCAUAUUAACCUGAAAGUUGUAAUUCACUUUAUCAUUUUAUGCAUAUAUAGUUUUUCAAGAGCAUAAGACAUUACUUUUAAAAUACCUGUUGCUGUAGGUUAUACUGUAUAUGUACUUUUUUUUCGUGUGUAGUUAAUAUUUGCGGUUUUCUAAAAAAAAAAAAAAGGUCUUUUUUGUUUGUUUAAUGAUAUGAAACAAAAUAAACAAAGAUUAUUCAAUCAUCAAAACAGUCGUCUGUUGGAUAGAGGUUAUUAUCGGAUUAAGAUUUUAGUUACACAGUAAAACUGUCAUAUUUGGCUUGGGGCAUAAUUUGUAACCUUUAUUCCUUUUUAUCCUUCACCCUUUCGCCGACGAAUCCUUGUUUACUUUUAUUCACUCUUCAGACAGCUAACGGUGUUUACUGGGAUAGGGAUACCUCUUUUUUUUCCAGCUGAAAAACAUUGCAAACAAGUUAUCUUUCUUUUUUUAUUGCCUGAAUAAAAGUGAUAAAAGUGUAAACAUGGCACUUCCAUUUGUUGAGAACCAUGUCAAAAUCAAUUGAAAUUUAUGUAUUUUGCUGGAAUUUGAAGUAAGGGAACAUUUUUAUUUUUAACCUCGUUGAAAUUUUCAAACUUAUGGGUUAAAAAUUUAUGUUUUGGGGUCCAAAAGACGAAUUUUGUGAAUUUUAUGUAUUUCAAUGCCGAAUUUUUUUUUAUUGAUACUUAAUAUGAAGUUCUUCAACUUAUAGUCAGGGAAGCUAUUGUCUCGGAAUAAUUUCUGUCAGGGCGGCUAUCAGUGAAAAGGUUAUUUGGAUUUUGUAUGGAUCACUGUUGUUGUUAUAUCAGUUUCACAGUUCAAUUGAGGUUAUGUAAUAUAAACAAGUUAAACAUGCAUGUAAAGUUGGUUAUUCCGGUGUGUAUUUAUUCAAUCAUUUUUAUAUGCAUGCAAACUGCAUUUGUAUUCACAUGUAUAUUAAUUUUUGCAAAAUUUAGGAAAAUAUUACACAGUGGAAAAAAAGUACACAUACAGAAUACCUUUUCUAAGAGAAAUGCUUGACCAUUGAAUGUUGAGUAAAAAUCUGGGGCUCUUUUAACAAAAAAUCUUAUGACAAAAUUUAUCAUAAGUUAUACUGAAAUGGUCAUGACUUACAAGUAUUUCUCGUAAGAUGUUUUGAGAAAUUAGUCGCUGUUCUUAAUGAAAACAAAUUGAAAAUAAGCCAACAAGAUGUUUUGACAGUUCACAUUAAAAAAAAAUUACAGUAGUGUAGUAAAUUCAAGAAACUAUUGUCAAGAUUUUGAAUGGUGUAUAUUUGUGAUUAUGUCCCAUGUUAUAAUUUUUGUGUCAUAUUUAUAGUACAUGUAGUCAUACACUUUGUUCAUCAUGUGUUAGUUAUCUACAUUUUCUAUUAGAUCUGUGAAAAAAACAGACAAUAAAGUAUUAAAAACCCUUUGAAA
Messenger RNA from Mytilus californianus (California mussel), 6395 nucleotides. RefSeq names its product exportin-1-like. The record is from RefSeq and is a predicted model, not a curated record. The transcript is spliced from 24 exons. Gene Ontology annotation, molecular function: small GTPase binding; nuclear export signal receptor activity. Gene Ontology annotation, biological process: ribosomal small subunit export from nucleus; protein export from nucleus; ribosomal large subunit export from nucleus. Gene Ontology annotation, cellular component: nucleus; cytoplasm. The coding region runs from base 333 to 3560 and encodes 1075 amino acids. Lineage: Eukaryota; Metazoa; Mollusca; Bivalvia; Mytilida; Mytilidae.